Molecule: messenger RNA, 2056 nt
Organism: Cucurbita pepo subsp. pepo (vegetable marrow)
Lineage: Eukaryota; Viridiplantae; Streptophyta; Magnoliopsida; Cucurbitales; Cucurbitaceae
Source: RefSeq, a predicted model, not a curated record
AAUUCCUCAUAAAAGAGAGAAAAAAAAUCGUUGUGGAAUUUAGGAUGAUGAUCAAACACUUCCAUGGGUCGUUCCGAUUGAAUUGGUAACAGCUACAACAACGAUUGCUGUUGCAACGGAGCUUGAAGAUUAAAACCUUGGAUCACUUUCCCAGAAGAACGAAAGGAGAAGAGAAAUUCAUUCCAGAGCUUUUUGAUGAUCGAUUUCUUGAUAAUAGGGGAAAGAAAUGGAUCCAGAACAAACGUUUAUUCGAGUUCAAGAACGGUUUUCUCAGAUUCUGACUCCCAAAGUCAGAGGCACUCUGGAGUAUAUGAACCUCUGUAUAGCCAUUACGUUGUUCUGCAUUCUCGUGGUCAUGCACGCGAACUACGUACAGCAGCCUGGUUGCUCAAGUGAGCUCUCUGGAGUUGAGACAACAGAAGCCCAACUUAUUCAAAUUAAGAUAACUACCGCAGGCCUGUGGUCACAAAAUGACUCUGAACUUAAUAUUGAAGAUGCCCCUGGUGGGGAAACUGUGAGAGAAAGUUUGGAGGUUGCAAAUGAUGAAGAUGAGUUGACAUUUUUGGCUGCCAAGUUUUGGUUAAAUUGGUUUGAUUCAGGUAUUAGAAGAGGUAAGUUGGCACCGAAGCUCUGGAAAUCGGAUACAGAGAUUCUAGAACAUCAAGCAGAAAGUACUGGUGUGGACCAAUGCUCAAGAGCAGCAGCUGAUGAUACAGUCAUUAAACUUGACAAAGAAGAGCUCCAUAUUAGUUUCCUAAUAUCAGUCGAGGAAACUUUUAAGGCAGCAAUUGUUCAAUUUGGUAGAAGGUGGAAUCGACAAAUUUUAUUUAUUUGUAGACAUACAAAGCAGAUCCUGACCAGCGUAUGGAAGCUACCUAAUGUUGCAGGGAUAAAUUUGAAUCUUGAUGUCUCCAAGUGGUGGCGCAUUCUUCAUCAGGACAGGCUCCAGUCAGCUGUUGUGCAAUGGCUCGUGAGAAGAAGUAAAAGUUCUGAACCAACGUACUUAUAUACUAGGGAAAAGGGAUUUUUUUUAUUACCAGAAGGAGCUAAGUCUAGGCAUAAUAUACAAACAAUUAAUAUCAGUAUGCCAGCUCAACAUUCAUGCUUUGGAAACAGAUGGCAGAAACUUCUCAUAAACAGAUUUGUUGGGUAUGAUACUAUCUUGAUGAAUAGUUUACUGACGUUUCCCGGUCAAGGCUAUCUUUACAAUUACCAAACGAAGGAGUUUUACAAUCUUAGCUAUGCAUUUGAGCCACCAGAGGGCCCUGCCAGAUUUGGAGACUACUUCGUAACCAAGUAUGGUGUGCUCAUGAUGGCACUUUUCGUUUUCUUCACUACCACUAUGUCAGUGUCAUUUACAUUGAGGGAGACACAGACUCGCAUGUUGAAGUUUACAGUGCAGCUUCAACACCACGCUCAGCAUCAACUCCCAACGUUUCAGUUGAUAUUUGUGCAUGUAAUCGAGUCACUUGUCUUUGUUCCAUCUGAUGUCUUUGUUUGCCUUGCCUGCAGUGUGCGGACUCCAAUAUCAAUGAAGUUUUUCCCCCGCUUUUUUUUGCUCUACUUUCUGGUUUUUCAUAUUUAUUUCUUCUCGUAUGCAUAUGGUUUUUCAUAUUUGGCUCUUUCUACUACUGCAGCCUUUAUGCAGCAUUUGAUUCUAUACUUUUGGAACCGCUUUGAGGUACCGGCUUUGCAGAGGUUCAUGCAAAACAGACGAUCACAAAUACAUCAACAUCCAGACUUCCAUAUUACCUCUUCUACCAGGAAUCCUAAUGCACUAAAUACAUAUCCAAACUCCGGACCUGAUUUGAGACCCACAUCUGAAACCGGAGAAGUUUCCCGUCCCUGGGAGCAAACCGAAAAUGGUAGCCUUGACAGAGCCCACAACAGGAUUCAAAUUCCAGGACAGCAUGAACUUGGGCAACCGAGGAAUGCAAGUUCUUUUAGUUCUAUGCUGUUUCGGAUCCUAGCAGGAGGGGCUACUUCUGAAGGAAUGAACUCAUUGCGUUCAAUAUUCCGAGAUGCAUGGAACAAUGGGAAUCUGAAUGUUCGAUAA